Molecule: messenger RNA, 729 nt
Organism: Branchiostoma belcheri (Belcher's lancelet)
Lineage: Eukaryota; Metazoa; Chordata; Leptocardii; Amphioxiformes; Branchiostomatidae
Exons: 1
Coding region: 97-549 (150 amino acids)
Source: RefSeq, a predicted model, not a curated record
CCGCGGCCAGUGAUCGACCCGCGGGCUUUGCAAGCCCUUCUGAACGUGAUUACGCCUUCAAUAGACGGACGUCAUUCGGGAAGUGCACGGAGCGUCAUGUCCAUAGACAUAGGGGACAGGGUCAGCAUGGGUGGUGCCAGGAGCGCCGCAGGCGACGACGCACGCAGCGCGGUGUUUGGUUACGACAUGGAUGACAGCGAGGUCUUCAACUGGGAUUUCUCCACCGAGGAUGACGACAGGAGCCACCUGAGCUUUUCGUUCGGAGACGAAACAACCACCGCCACGACCACCGAGCGGUACUCGGAUGACAAUGACGACACGGCAUCGCGGAUGAGCGAGACGGCAUCCGAGACGAGCUCUCAGACGACCGACACCCAAUACAGCGAGACGACGAGCUACACUUCGGAGGCCACUGGCAGUUCCUGGUCCGGUGAGACAGUCAUCAACGCUGCUGUACCAAAUCCUUCCAGGUCCCAGCCUCGCCAGAUUAUGGGCUCUCUUGUCGACCGAUAUGCUAAAGUCACUCACUUUGGUUACAACAAAUUCUGAACAACGUUAACUUUGAUGUAACCAGCUUUAGGUGUAGCUGUGAAACAGAUAUACGUACAUAGUAGUAUAGAUUGAUAUACAUGUACAUGUAUGUAUGAGAGUUGUGAAUGUUCAAGUAUUUUGAUUGAUUUUUUGUGAUGUACAAAUGUAAUUCACUUGUUUUACUCAUUUAGGUUAGCC